AUGCAACGUGACGAACCAAUCAACUUUCUGCGCCUUUCAACUGCUCUCAAGAUCUUCUGUGGUAGCUCUAUCAAGCUGGAUAUGCUCCCUCGUGCGGAGACACUGCUUCAAGAGUACUUGCUUGAGUACAAAAGGUUGUAUGGUGUUGACGCCCUGAAACCGAACUUUCAUUGGGCAGUUCAUCUUAGGCAACAGAUCCUUGACUAUGGACCAGUCUACAACUUUUGGGCCUUUCUCUCCAAGCGUCUCAACAAAGUCCUCAAGAGUUCAAACUCGAACAACUGGACUGGGGGGCAGAUUGAGAUUUCGAUGAUGAGGGAGUUUGCACAUGGUGCUCAGAUAGAUUCUCUGGCUCGUGAUGCGAUAGCAAAUGCUGAAAGUCCGAUUGUCAAGAUGCUUCUAGAACGCAUGCUCGGUGAUGGCCACAAGGCCUCUGGAACGAUCCAGGAUGCUGCUGCUGGGACAGGCUUUGACGAAUUGAGUCCAUAUUUGCAUGUCCAACCUGGUCCAUCGAUACCAAACCCACAACGACUCAGCGAUGCAGCUCGUGUUGCAUUAUAUACUCACUAUAACUCACAACAACCCCACAGCGUUCAUUAUGCACUUGAAGCAAAUCCCCAUCCAGGUUCAUCUCAACUCAACGACUUUGCGUUGUACUAUCAGUUCGCACUUCUAGAUGGACGUAGGAUCUCACCGUUGGCAAGAAGCACUCAAGAGUCUGCCGGAUCAUCUCUCGUCAAGGUCGCAUACAUGGAUAAGUCAUGGUACGGUGAAGUAAUCAACAUCUUCAGCCACAUACAGUUGGGGAUAGCGAACGGAACUCGGCUUCUCACUGAACUCAGGUGGAUGAUAGAGUUACCGCUGGUGCCUGUUGAAGAUGAUCCAUGGAGCAAGUUUCCCGAGCUCGAUGUUAUGUGUUUUAAACUAAAUGAAUACUGGAGCCCAGGCGAAGAUGGAGCUCCCCCUACCGUUCUUCCAUUUGAUCAAAUCACCAGCCAGAUCGCUCGUGGAAUCAUCAAGACCAGUAAUCCAGAAUUGUGGAUAACAACAACGCUUGACCGUGUACGUGCAAAAUUUUCUCUAUCAUACAAUGAUUAA
Molecule: messenger RNA, 1098 nt
Organism: Suillus subalutaceus
Lineage: Eukaryota; Fungi; Basidiomycota; Agaricomycetes; Boletales; Suillaceae
Exons: 5
Coding region: 1-1098 (365 amino acids)
Source: RefSeq, a predicted model, not a curated record